This is a messenger RNA of Fundulus heteroclitus (mummichog), 1334 nucleotides long. RefSeq names its product protein Bouncer. Lineage: Eukaryota; Metazoa; Chordata; Actinopteri; Cyprinodontiformes; Fundulidae. The transcript is spliced from 3 exons. Bases 237 to 767 code for a protein of 176 amino acids. The record is from RefSeq and is a predicted model, not a curated record.
CUUCCUGGUUAUCUUAACUCAGAGCAGAAAGUUUCUUCUGCAGAUCAGCAAAACUGCAGCAGCUGCUCGGCUCUAACCAGGACACUAAUGAAAUCACAAGUACAGGGGUGUGGAGCUUCUGCUGGGUGCUCAACAGAACAUCAGGAGGGAUGAGCUUCACCUUCAGACCCCUGCAGCCGUGGUGGACAGAGACGUCCGGAUCGGGACGACCUCAGGACAGAUUUUAACUGGUUUGGAUGCUCAAGUUGCAUUCAGCUGACGGCUUUUAUGAAACACAGAGCGGUGUUGUGAGGAGCUCCAGGAACCGGGCUGCAGGAACCAAACUUCUAGAACCAAGCAGCUGGAAGAGUUUUAUUUCUCCCUCCAAGACACAGAAACUAUCAGUGAUGUCCAAACUUCCCUGCCUUCUGCUUCUCCUGUGCCUCCCUCCAGCUGUGGUCUCCCUGUUCUGUUACACCUGUGUGUUUCCGGCCAUCUCUCCUCUGGACUGCAUCAGGUUCCCCCUGAAGUGUCCGCCGGGGCAGCUCUGCCUGUCCAGCAGAGCCGAGGGACAGAGAGGUGACUUCCGUGUGGUGCUGUACGAGAAGAGCUGCGUCCUGCCGGCCCUGUGUGGAGUCACAGGGGAGAAAUAUGCCUUGGGUCUGAACUUCACCUUCACCAACGAGUGCUGCAACACACAUCUGUGCAACACAGCGGCCUCGUUCUCUCCCCGGCCCCUUUGGACGGCCCUGGUGCUCCCCCUGCUCGCUGUGUGCUCGGCUCGGUGAAGAGGAGAGCAAAGAGGGGCGAGGCUUUGCCUCAGCAGCCGUGGAAAGGUCUGAAACGGGAAGUGAUCCUUUCUGCUCCGGACAGAUAAAACAUUACGUCAGAAGGUUUUCCAGUGAAACUAAUACUAAUGUCCCCUGUUACAAAGCAGAAGUGGAGAGUCACUGAGGGAAAGCAGGCUGUUUGUGAAGCUUUUAGCAGAUUAUAGCACCUUUAUUCAUACCAACUAAACUCUGUGCUUCUUUGUCAAGUUACAUACAAAAAGUUUUUUUAUUCAGGUUUUAUGACCAACACAAAGUUGUGCAGAACUGUGAGCUGGAAUCAAACAGGUACACAAAUUAAAAACCUCCGUCUGUCCUCCGGCUCCGAUGCACCAAAAUAGAUCCAGAAAAUCCAAUUUUCUUCAGACAUGAGCUGAUUAGUAAAUAUGAGCCACCUGUGUGUAAUUUAGUCUUAGAGUAAAUGCAGCUGUUUUCUGAAGGCCUCACAGCUUUGUUAGAGAACGUCAGAGAACAUCCAGCAUCAUGGAGACCAAGGAACCCAGCAGACGGGUCAGGGAGGAAGUUCUG